AUGCCUGAUUUAACUCCACCUCCACCUCCACCAGGAUUAAGUGAUUUUGAAAGUGAUUGGGAGGAUGAAAACAAUGUCCUCAACAACAAUACUAAUUCACUUCCACCACCACCCCCUCCACCAGGAUUUGAGGAUGAAGAUAUAGAGGAAAAACAGAGUCUACUAUCUCCAUCACCACCACCUCCACCACCAGAUCUAGAAGAAAUAAAUUCCUUGGAAUCGCCAUCUCUACCACCGCCUCCAGGGUUUGCUGAUAAUAUAGUAGAUGAUAUUACCCAUACUCUGUCAGAAUCUCGUCCUAAUCAAAAAGCGUUUAGAAAGAAGUCUUCUAAGAGAUCUCAGAAACAAGUUGAGAAUGAAAACAAACGACAAAAACUUGCAAAAAACAAAUUUCUCAAUGCUAAUAAACACCGCAAGAAAUCUUCCAAAACUGGUCUUGUCCAUUCACAUAAAGUUGAUAUGCCUGCUGAACACUUAAGGAAAAUUAUUGAAUCUCACAUGGAUAUGACUUCAAAAAGAUUCAAUUACAAUAAGAGGGCUUAUCUAAAUGCAUUAAAGUAUAUGCCUCAUGCUAUACUGAAACUUUUAGAAUCUAUGCCACAACCUUGGGAACAGAAAAAGGAAGUUCGAGUAUUAUACCAUACAUCGGGUGCUAUCACAUUUGUAAAUGAAUCACCAAGAGUAAUUGAACCUGUAUAUACUUCACAGUGGUCUACUAUGUGGAUUGCCAUGAGAAGAGAAAAAAGGGAUAGACCCCAUUUUAAAAGAAUGAGAUUCCCACCUUUUGAUGAUGACGAUUUACCUUUGUCUUAUUCGGAUUAUAUAAAAGAUAUUGAACCCCCAGAAGCUAUUUCAUUGGAGUUAGAUGAUACUGAUGAUAAAGCUGUGAAAUCAUGGCUUUUUGACAAUAAACCAUUAAUAGACCAUCCCAAAAAUGUACCAGGUAGUGCGUACAAAAAAUGGAAAUUAAAUUUACCUAUUAUGUCAAAUUUAUAUAGAUUAUCAACACCUCUCAGACAUGAAUUAUAUGAUACAAAUAAAGAUUACUUAUUCAAUAUGGAAUCCUUUUUAACAUCCAAAGCACUGAAUACGAGUAUACCUGGGGGACCUAAAUUUGAACCUUUAUAUCCAAAUGAGGAAGAAGAAGAUUACAAUGAGUUUAAUGCAAUUGAUAGAAUAAUUUUCAGAAACCCCAUAAGAAGUGAAUAUCGAAUAGCCUUCCCACAUAUUUAUAAUUCACGUCCAAGAUCUGUAGAAUUACAAAAAUAUCAAGAACCCUUAUUAUGUAUCAUGAAUCGUAAUGAUGAUGAAUUAGAAUUACCAGCAUUUUAUUUUGAUGAAUCCUUGCAUCCUAUUUUGAUAGAUGAUGAUCUUAAAAAAUAUACAAAGGAAAGAGCACAAAAGGAUACAGGAUUCCUGUCGAAUAUACGUCCCUUAAUGGAUAAUGUGAAACUAAAUACCCCUAAUUUGAAGGAUGCAGUUGCAUUAUACAACGCAUCGUUCCCAUUUAAUAGAAGAAGUGGUAAAACUAUAAGAGCACAAGAUGUUGCAUUAGUAAAACAAUGGUAUUUACAACAUCCAGAUGAAGAAUACCCGCUAAAAGUAAAAGUCUCCUAUCAAAAAUUAUUAAAGAACUAUGUCUCCAAUGAGUUGAAACAAAGAAGAAUAAAUAAACGAAGGUCACAGGUUAAAAAUACUCCUCUACUAAAAAGUUUAAGAAAGACAAAGUAUUUUCAACAAACUACAAUUGAUUGGAUAGAGGCAGGUUUGCAACUUUGUAGACAAGGACACAAUAUGUUAAAUCUUUUGAUACAUAGGAGAGGUUUAACUUAUUUACAUUUGGAUUAUAAUUUCAAUCUCAAACCUACCAAAACUUUAACAACUAAGGAGAGAAAGAAAUCUAGAUUCGGGAAUACGUUUCAUUUAAUUAGGGAACUACUAAAAAUGAUUAAAUUAAUAGUUGACACCCAUAUUCAAUAUCGUUUGGGCAAUAUAGAUGCAUAUCAAUUAGCUGAUGGGUUGUAUUAUAUUUUGAAUCAUGUUGGUCAAUUGACUGGUGUAUAUCGUUACAAAUACAAAGUUAUGCACCAAAUUCGUGCAUGUAAAGAUCUUAAACAUGUUGUUUAUUACCGAUUUAAUAAGAUUAUUGGAAAAGGUCCAGGUUGUGGAUUUUGGCAACCUGCGUGGAGGGUAUGGAUAUUUUUUAUAAGAGGUAUCAUUCCUUUGCUGGAGCGUUGGCUAGAUAACUUACUAAUUCGUCAGUUCGAAGGUCGUAGCAACGAAGUUAUUAAAUCCACAACAAAACAAAGAUCAGAUGCAUAUUACGAUUUGGAACUUAGAGCAUCUGUAAUGAACGAUAUAUUGGAUAUGAUCCCAGAAGGAAUCAGACAAAACAAAGCUAGAACUAUUUUACAACACCUAAGUGAAGCAUGGCGUUGCUGGAAAGCUAACAUUCCAUGGGAUGUUCCUGGUAUGCCUAAACCUAUUAAAAAUAUUAUUGAACGUUAUAUUAAAGCCAAAGCUGACGGAUGGGUCUCAUCUACUCAUUACAAUAGAGAAAAAAUUAAAAAAGGUGCACAUAUUGAAAAGACUGUUGUCAAAAAAAAUCUAGGGAGACUGACUCGUUUAUGGCUAAAAAACGAACAAGAGAGACAGCAACAGAUUGAAAAAAAUGGUCCUGAGAUAACUCCAGAACAAGCUUCUAGUAUAUUUUCAACCAUGGUAGACUGGCUAGAAUCUAGAGAGUUUUCACCAAUUCCAUUUCCCCCAUUAACUUAUAAAAACGACACCAAAAUUCUAGUUCUUGCUCUAGAAAACUUAAAGGAUGUUUAUUCAGCAAAGGUUCGUUUGAAUACUAUUGAGAGAGAAGAGUUAGCUUUAAUUGAAGAGGCAUAUGAUAACCCUCAUGAUACAUUGAAUAGAAUAAAAAAAUAUCUUUUAUCACAAAGGGUAUUUAAACCGGUUGAUAUAUCUAUGACCGAACAUUAUCAGUACGUAUCACCAGUUUAUACUGUAGACCCCCUAGAAAAAAUUACAGACGCAUAUUUAGAUCAAUAUCUGUGGUACGAAGCAGAUAAAAGGAAUUUGUUCCCAAAUUGGAUAAAACCCAGUGAUGAAGAAAUCCCACCAUUACUAGUUUAUAAAUGGUGUCAAGGUAUCAACAAUGUAUCUGGUAUUUGGGAUAUUGAUAACGGUGAAAGUACAGUUCUACUUGAGACAACUUUAGAAGAAUUAGCUGAAAAAAUUGAUUUUACUGUACUUAACAGACUACUGCGUUUAAUUAUGGAUCCGAAUUUGGCAGACUACAUAACUGCAAAAAAUAAUGUUGUUAUCAACUUUAAAGAUAUGAGUCAUGUUAACAAAUAUGGGCUAAUAAAAGGUCUUCAGUUUGCAUCAUUUGUUUAUCAGUAUUAUGGUUUAAUAAUUGACUUGUUAAUUUUAGGUCAAGACAGAGCGACUGAUUUUGCUGGCCCAGUUAAUCAACCUAAUGCAUUUAUGCAAUUUAAGAGUAAGGAAGUAGAAUUAAAUCAUCCUAUUAGGCUUUAUUCAAGAUAUAUGGAUAAAAUACAUAUAUUAUAUCACUUUGAAGAAGAUGAUGCUGAAGAGUUGACAGAUGAUUAUUUAGCUGAAAACCCUGAUCCAAAUUUUGAAAAUGCCGUAGGAUAUAAUAAUAAAAGAUGCUGGCCAAGAGAUACUAGAAUGAGAUUGAUGCGCUCAGAUGUCAAUCUUGCAAGAGCAAUAUUUUGGGAUGUUACAGGAAAGGUUCCACAGUCAUUAGCAAAUAUUGUCUGGGAAAAAUCAUUUGUCUCAGUAUAUAGUAGACAUAAUCCUAACUUAUUAUUCGAGAUGUGUGGUUUUGAAGUUCGUAUAUUACCAAAAUCAAGAUCUGAUGAGGUUUUAAGUAAUGCUGAAGGUGUAUGGGAUCUAAUUAAUGAAGAAACUAAGCAACGUACUGCAAAAGCAUUUCUGAAAGUUUCCGAUGAACAAGUCAAACAUUUUGAAGGAAGAAUUCGUGGUAUAUUAAUGUCUGCAGGUUCAUCAACUUUUACUAAGAUUGCAUCUAAAUGGAAUACAGCAGUUAUAUCUCUUUUUACAUAUUUUAGAGAGGCUAUUAUUGCAACUGAAUCAUUACUAGACAUACUGGUUAAAUCAGAAACAAGAAUACAGAAUAGGGUUAAACUAGGUCUUAAUUCAAAAAUGCCUACGCGUUUUCCUCCAGCGGUAUUCUACACUCCUAAAGAACUUGGUGGAUUGGGUAUGAUUAGUGCAUCACAUAUAUUGAUUCCAACAUCUGAUUUAACAUGGUCUAAACAGACAGAUACUGGAAUCACUCACUUUAGAGCCGGUAUGACACACCAAGAUGAAAAAGUCAUUCCAACUAUUUUCAGAUAUAUUACAACAUGGGAAAAUGAAUUUUUGGACUCCCAAAAAGUAUGGGCUGAAUAUGCUGCUAAAAGAGAAGAAGCGAUUGAACAAAAUCGUAGAUUAGGUUUCGAAGAACUAGAAGGAUCAUGGGACCGAGGUAUUCCUCGUAUUAGUACUUUGUUCCAAAAAGAUCGUCAUACCUUAGCUUAUGAUCGUGGUCACAGAAUUCGUAAAGUUUUUAAACAAUAUAGUUUGGAAAGAAAUAGUCCAUUUUGGUGGACAAAUUCUCAUCAUGAUGGUAAACUUUGGAAUUUAAAUGCAUACCGUACGGAUGUAAUCCAAGCUCUUGGUGGUAUAGAAACUAUUUUAGAACACACAUUGUUCAAAGGUACAGGUUUCACAUCGUGGGAAGGAUUAUUCUGGGAGAAAGCAUCGGGCUUUGAGGAUUCUAUGCAAUUCAAAAAAUUAACCCAUGCUCAAAGAACAGGUCUUUCGCAAAUUCCCAAUCGUCGUUUUACUCUAUGGUGGUCUCCUACAAUUAAUAGAGCAAAUGUGUAUGUCGGUUUUGUUGUUCAACUUGAUCUUACAGGUAUAUUUUUACACGGUAAAAUUCCUACAUUAAAAAUCUCCCUAAUUCAGAUCUUUAGAGCUCACUUAUGGCAGAAGAUUCAUGAAAGUAUCGUGUUUGAUAUAUGUCAAAUACUAGACGGUGAGAUGGAUAUUUUACAGAUAGAAUCAGUUAAUAAGGAAACCAUACACCCUCGUAAAUCUUAUAAGAUGAAUUCAUCGGCAGCCGAUAUAACUUUAGAAUGUUUACAUCAGUGGAAUGUUUCAAAACCAUCUUUACUACAUACAACUAAUGAUAAAUUUACUUCCUUUACUACAAACAAAAUGUGGUUUGAUGUUCAAUUAAGAUAUGGUGAUUAUGAUUCCCACGAUAUUUCACGUUAUGUUCGCGCUAAGUUUUUAGAUUAUACAACGGAUAAUGUAAGUAUGUAUCCAUCUCCUACGGGUGUAAUGAUCGGCAUUGAUUUAGCAUACAAUAUGUAUGAUGCUUACGGUAACUGGUUUAGUGGUUUGAAACCACUGAUUCAAAAUGGUAUGAAAACUAUUAUGAAAGCUAAUCCUGCACUUUACGUUCUAAGAGAACGUAUUAGAAAAGGUUUACAAAUUUACCAAUCCAAUAUUCAAGAACCAUAUUUAAGUUCUUCUAAUUAUGCGGAGUUAUUCAAUAAUGAUAUUAAGUUAUUUGUAGAUGACACUAAUGUAUACCGUGUCUCUGUCCAUAGAACAUUUGAGGGUAAUGUUGCAACGAAACCUAUCAAUGGUUGUGUUUUCAUUUUGAAUCCUAAAACUGGUCAUCUAUUUUUAAAAAUUAUUCAUACUUCAGUGUGGUCGGGUCAAAAACGUUUAAGUCAACUUGCAAAAUGGAAGACUGCUGAAGAAGUUAGUGCGUUGAUUAAAUCUUUACCCAGAGAAGAACAACCAAAACAGAUCAUUGCAACAAGAAAAGCAAUGUUAGACCCAUUAGAAGUUCAUAUGCUUGAUUUUCCAAACAUUGCUAUUAGGCCUACCGAAUUGAAACUACCAUUCUCUGCUGCACUCUCGAUUGAUAAAUUAUCAGAUGUUGUUUUAAAAGCUACAGAACCUCAGAUGGUGUUAUUUAAUAUAUAUGAUGAUUGGACCAAAAGUGUGUCGUCUUACACCGCGUUUUCACGUUUAAUUUUAUUACUUCGUGCUUUAAAAACAGAUGAGGAAAAGGCUAAAAUGAUUCUUUUACGUGAUCCCACUAUUGUAAUCAAGCCUAAUCAUUUGUGGCCAUCAUUCACUAGUGACCAAUGGAUUCAAAUCGAAACAGAAAUGCGUGACUUAAUUCUAGAAGCGUAUGGUAAAAAAUAUAAUGUUAACAUUGCUGCAUUGACACAGACAGAAAUCAAAGAUUUAAUUCUUGGUCAAAAUAUCAAAGCACCAUCAGUUCAGAGACAGAAAAUGGCUGAGUUAGCAGCAGCAAGAGCCGAAGAUAGAAGAAGUGGUGAAGAAACAAGCCAUGCUACUACUACUAUGAAAACAAAAACACUUAAUGCGCAAGGUGAAGAAAUUGUUGUUGUUACGUCAUCUAAUUAUGAAAACCAGACAUUCACAUCUAAAAAUGAAUGGAGAGAGAAUGCAGUUGCUAAUAGUCUAUUAUAUUUAAGAUUGAAAAACAUUUACAUCUCAUCAGAUGAAUUUAUCGAAGAGAAAAAUAUUUAUGUUUUACCAAAGAAUAUUUUACAAAAAUUUAUUGAAAUAUCUGAUGUUAAAAUUCAAAUUGCUGUUUAUUUAUUCGGUAAAUCUCCAAAAGAUCACCUUAACAUCAAAGAAAUUCGAACGGUCGCGUUAGUUCCUCAAUUAGGCACGCACAAAUAUGUACAAUUGAGUAAAAUACCAGAUCGGACAAUAUAUCCAAAUUUGCAAGGAUUAGAAUUACUUGGUUGGAUGCAUACUCAAGACAAGUCACUAAAAUUUAUGUCUCCUUAUCACGUUUCCACUCAUGCUAAUAUGUUUGAAAAUCAUAUGAAGUGUGAUCCAGUGAAUAUCACUGUAUGUUCUCAACCGGGUUCCAUAUCUGUUUCUGCUUAUACUUUAAGUGACGAGGGUAUAGCUUGGGGUUUAAAUAACAAAGAAGUUAUCGAUGAUAUGCCUUCAACUUUUGAACCAACAUAUAGCGUACAUGCACAGUUGUUAUUAUCAGAUCGUAUUAUGGGUAAUUUCAUGAUCCCCUCUGAAGAUAUGUGGAAUUACUCAAUGAUGGGUGCUGCAUUUAAUGCAGAACUAGAUUAUAACUUAGAAUUGGGUAUACCCAUCGAGUUCUACAAUGAGUUGCACCGUCCAGUACACUUUUUGCAAUUUAAUCAAUUGACGGGUAAUGAAGAACUUGAAGCAGAACAAGAAGAUUUGUUUGCAUAA
Arxiozyma heterogenica is the source of this 7311-nucleotide messenger RNA. RefSeq names its product U4/U6-U5 snRNP complex subunit PRP8 (gene PRP8). Gene Ontology annotation, cellular component: U5 snRNP; catalytic step 2 spliceosome. Gene Ontology annotation, biological process: mRNA splicing, via spliceosome; spliceosomal tri-snRNP complex assembly. The transcript has a single exon. The record is from RefSeq and is a predicted model, not a curated record. Bases 1 to 7311 code for a protein of 2436 amino acids. Gene Ontology annotation, molecular function: pre-mRNA intronic binding; U1 snRNA binding; U2 snRNA binding. Lineage: Eukaryota; Fungi; Ascomycota; Saccharomycetes; Saccharomycetales; Saccharomycetaceae.